AUGCUGAUGCUGUGCCCCCUCCUCCAUUUCCAGGCUGCCCAGACCCCUCCUAGUCUGCUGCAGGUCCUGGGGGUGCCAGGGGAGGGCUGGCUCAGGAGGGCACACGUGCGGAAUGCUGCCCCCCCCACUGCCGCCGCCAGCACCCCCCCCGCCGCCAGCACCCCCUCUGUCACCAGCACCCCCUCUGUCACCGGCACCCCCCCCGCCGCCAGCACCCCCUCUGUCACCAGCACCCCCCCCGCCGCCAGCACCCCCUCUGUCACCAGCACCCCCUCUGUCACCAGCACCCCAGCCAGCGAAGAGCUCAGCACCAGCCAGAGGUACGUGCUGGGCUCGCUGGCAGGGCUGGCGCUGGCCCUGUGCCCGCUGCUGGCGGUGGCCCUGCUGCGCUGUCCCCUCUGCCGCCAGUGCGAGCGCUGGCUGCACCCCCUGCUGCUGGGGCUGGCCUCGGGGACCCUCAGCGGGGACGCGCUCCUGCACCUCCUGCCGCAGCUCCUGGGGUCCCACAGCCACGGUGAGGUGUCCCCAAGCCCCCCCGAGGUGUCCGAGGAGGCCCAGGUGCUGCCCUGGUCGCUGCUGGGGGUCCUGGGGGGGCUCUAUGGAGCCUUCCUGCUGGAGAAGCUGCUGAGCAUCCUCCUGCCCCAGGGCCCCCUCCCCAGCGCCCCUGCAGAGGGCCAGCAGCACCGCCAGGGGGAGCUGGAGCAGCAGCCGGCGGGGUCCAGCAUCGAACUGGUUAAGCCAGAAGAGGCCGAGAGCUCUCCCACGCCCCCAGCGCUGCAGAGCAGAGGUGUGCCCUGGACCAUGACGGUGGGAGGUGCUGCACACAACCUGGCCGAUGGGCUGGCACUGGGGGCUGCCUUUGCCCACUCGUGGCGCAGUGGGGCCAGCACUGGGCUGGCUCUGCUUUGCCAUGGGCUGCCUCAUGCCAUGGGCUUUGUGUCGGUGCUGUCGCAGUCCGGGCUGGGGGCCCGGCGGGUGCUGGCUCUGGGGUGCUGCUGGAUGCUGCCGGUGCUGCCUGGCGUCUACCUGGGGCUGGUGCUGGGCACCACCAGCUCUGCCCGCACCUGGCUGGGUGCCAUCGUCACUGGGCUGCUGCUGCACCUGGCGCUGGCCGACAUGGUGCCAGCCAUGGUGGCAGCAGAGGCAGGGGCCCCGUGGGUGCUGCUGGGGCUGCAGAGCCUGGGGCUGCUGGGGGGCUGGGGGAGCAUGGUGGGACUGGCGCUGGCAGAGGAUGCCCUGCCCCACUGA
Messenger RNA from Pogoniulus pusillus (Red-fronted tinkerbird), 1248 nucleotides. It is a transcript of the gene SLC39A4, whose product is annotated as solute carrier family 39 member 4. Gene Ontology annotation, cellular component: plasma membrane. Bases 1 to 1248 code for a protein of 415 amino acids. Gene Ontology annotation, molecular function: zinc ion transmembrane transporter activity; monoatomic cation:bicarbonate symporter activity. Gene Ontology annotation, biological process: intracellular monoatomic cation homeostasis; zinc ion import across plasma membrane. The record is from RefSeq and is a predicted model, not a curated record. NCBI's taxonomy places the organism in Eukaryota, Metazoa, Chordata, Aves, Piciformes, Lybiidae. The transcript is spliced from 8 exons.